CUCCGAAAUCGAAUCAACAAUAAAGUGAAAACCACUAAGGCAUCCUGUUAUCACAAUAGUUUUAUUCAAUCCGAAGGAAAUGCUCGAAGGACUUGGAAAACUAUUAACAACCGCAUGUUUUGUCGUCAGAACAACGAGAUAGUAAAGGAUGUGAAAGUAAAUGACAUCUUUAUCUGUAACUCUAACGAGAUUUCCAACGCCUUUAACGAACACUUUUUAACUAUUGGGCCCAGAAUAGCGCGCGAAGCACCAUUAACUUCGGACGAGGAGUCUAUUUAUUUAAAAAAUAUAACUGAAAAUUACAACAAA
Porites lobata is the source of this 309-nucleotide messenger RNA. The record is from the annotation of a GenBank genome assembly. Lineage: Eukaryota; Metazoa; Cnidaria; Anthozoa; Scleractinia; Poritidae.